CUCUCUAGCCUCUUCCGCGAGGGCGGGGAGGGGGGAAAUGGGUGUGGCCUGUGGGAACGUGGUCUCGGAGGGCGUGGUCGAGCCGCACGCCCGGCCCUGUCCUCCUGAGAGUCCAGCGCUAGUUGCGCCUCGGCGGCAAAGUUCCUGGCCUCACGGAGCCCUCUGGAACCCCACGGAUCCCCGACAAUCGGACCAACAGACAGAUCUUGGAGAGCAGGGAUCAAACUCGGGUCCUUGCGCUUGCGAGGUAGGCGGCGGAACCACUGAGCUAAGGCCCCGGCCCAACCACCAUCUUUUUUAAGAAAACAGCUUUCCGGCCCAUGGACCCCUUCAGCACCAAGAGCCUGGCACUGCAGGCGCAGAAGAAGGUCCUGAGCAAGAUGCCCUGCAAGGCCGUGGUGGCGGCCCUGGUGGACGACACGAGCAGCGAGGUCCUGGACGAGCUGUACCGCGCCACCAAGGAGUUUACGCGCAGCCGGCGCGCUGCGCAGCAGCUGCUCAAAGACCUGGUGAAGGUGGCAGUGAAGGUGGCCGUGCUGCUGCGCGCUGGGCAGCUGGGCGCCGAGGAGCUGGCGCGGCUGCGGCGCUUCCGGCAGCGGGCGCGGGGCCUGGCCAUGACGGCCGUGAGCUUCCGCCAGGUGGCCUUCACCUUCGACCGCCGAGUGCUGGCCGCGGGGCUGCUCGAGUGCCGCGACCUGCUGCACCAGGCGGCCGGGCCGCACCUCACCGCCAAGUCCCACGCGCGCAUCUCCCGUGUCUUCGGCCACCUGGCGAACGGCGACUUCCUGGCUGCGCUGUACGGCCCAGCCGAGCCCUACCGCUCGCACCUGGACAAGAUCUGCGAGGGUCUGGGCCGGAUGCUGGAGGGCGGAACCAUCUGAGAGUGUCGCCGGGGAGGGCGGUGCCGGGGCCUUAACGCCGCCCCACCCCACACCACUCUGGAUGAGUGACCUGUCCCCUCACCAGGACCCGAAAUCUUCAGCACCAGCAGCUUCAAAGGCCCACGUCGAGCCUGGCAUGGUGGUACGCACUCUGGGAGGCUGAGGCAGGAGGAUCUCAAGUUCAAGCUCAGCCUGGGCAGCAUAGCAACUUAGCGAGACCCUGUCUCUAAAUAAAAAAUUUACAAGGGUUGGGGAUGGAACUCAGUAUGAAGGCACUGGGUUCAAUCCCCACUACCAGGCAGAAAAAUAAAUAAGUAAAUAAAAGUAAAGCCCGAGUUGCCUUAGGUGCCUCGACCUGUGAUGACAGACAGGGACUCAGAGCUGUGCUAGACCCCAGCUUGCCCAGGACCACCUGUCACUCCAUGGUGUUCCCGGGCCCGUGCUGAUUCCAGCGGGACCCGUCUGCUCCCUGUGAACCUCCUGGUGGGUCUCAGAGCAGGCGUGGGCUGUGUUGGGGCCUGGGCGUCUACAUCCCCCCUGCAAUCGCGGGGAGGGGGAGAGCAGACCUGCAUCUCCCAAGCCCUUGCCUUCCUAUCCGGACCACCAGGCCUGCACAGGGAGAUCGGGUCCGCAGGCAGAACUGGCUAGGGUGAGGUCCUGGUGUAGUGGGGGGUCCUGACCCAGCACCACCAGGGUCCUUCUAAGUAGGGACGGUCCUUGGACACAGACCCACACAGGGCCAACACGCGUGACAGUGGAGGUGCAGAUGGGUGACAUUUCCACGAGCCAGGGACACCCAGGAUGGCAGCCACCGCCAUACGCUGGAGACAGGUGGGGACGGGGUCCUCGCGGCCCCGGGGUCGCUGGUCCUGCCCGCAUCUUGACGCCAACUUCCAGCCUCCCGGACUGAGUGGGGAUGAAAUGCUGUUGUGGAAGCUGCGCAGCUUGGGGGAUUUGUCCAGCGGCCCCAGGAAGUGGACAGAUGGGGCCCUGCAGAGUGCAGCGUGGGAAGGUGCCAACCAAGCCCCACAGUGCUGUGCAGGCAGACUGCGGGGCUCAGUGGGGAGCGCCCACCUGGCUGAAGGGAAAAGCCCCAGGAAGCAAACCCCAGAGCAUCUCAGCUCUGGCUGCACCUGGAAGGCCCCAAGAGCCUGGCGUCGGGGUUUCCGCCCAGUGCAACACACAGCAGGGUGGGAGGCUAUUUUGGCAAAUGGGGUGCAAGGGGGACACCUCCGUGACUGAAUGCAGAGCUGUGUCUUUUUGGGCGAAGGUCCCAAGUAGGUCUGAAGGUGGCUCUGCUCAGGCCCCAUCAGUAUUUGAGAAGUUUGGAAUCGGCUGCCAACAUUUAAACACCCGGAAUUGCACUGACUCAUCUAGCUGUUAUCUUUAGAAAGCGGUCAGCAUUGUGCCCAUAGAGCCCCCUGGUGGAACCGCGGGGCGACUGCAGACCCCUCCAGGCCUUCUUGUCUCCCUGGCCUGCUGCUGCAGAUGACAGGAGAGGAGCUUUCCGCUUUUUUUUUUUCUUCCUCAAUACUAGAGAUGGAACUAGCUAGAUUUUUUCAACUGAGCUACAUCCUCCUCAACCCUUUUUGAAAUUUGUUUCCAGUACCGGGGAUUGAACUCAGGACCUUGCACUUACCAGGCAGGUACGGCGCCACUGAGCUUCAUCCUAGGCCCAACCCUUUUUGAGAUAGGGUCUUACUAAGUUACUAAGUUGCCUAGGCUGGACUAGUGAUCUUCCUGCCUCAGCUUCCUAGAGCGCUAGAUGACAGGCAUGUGCCCCUACACCCAGGUUCUGCUCUUGAAAAAGCCAAAAGCUUUCUGUCACUGAGAGGCCCUCUUCCUACUGUCCCACCCUGCCCAGGCAGAGGUCAAAGGCCGAUCUUAAGGAGCAUAACGCCAAUUUUGUCUUAAAGGCGUAUUACUGUGGGUGUAUAAUGCCCACGUAUAUUCUUUAAAAUAUUUCUAUUGAUGAAUUACUAAUUUUAAUUUUGAGUUUUAUUACAUUAAACAAUGAGUACUUAACAGGAAAAAAAUAAAAAAAGAAAGUAUUGAA
Messenger RNA from Heterocephalus glaber (naked mole-rat), 2937 nucleotides. RefSeq names its product TNF alpha induced protein 8 like 1 (gene Tipe1). The record is from RefSeq and is a predicted model, not a curated record. Gene Ontology annotation, cellular component: cytoplasm. Gene Ontology annotation, biological process: negative regulation of TOR signaling; regulation of apoptotic process. NCBI's taxonomy places the organism in Eukaryota, Metazoa, Chordata, Mammalia, Rodentia, Bathyergidae.